CUCUGUUUACCUUCCCGGGUCAGACGUUGCUGCCGCCUCCUCCAUUGCGAGCCGGGGGCCGGGCCCAGCCGCUGCUGCUCCCCGGCGGGGUCUGUGCGGGGAGAGACCGGCACUAACCCCCCGCUCCGCCCCGGGCUCGGCCCGCACCAGCCCCCGAGCCGGAGCCCGCAGGGGCCGGUGACCUUCGAGGAGGUGGCUGUGUAUUUCACCUAGGGGCAGGGGGCACUGCUGGACCCCACUCAGAGAGCCCUCUCCAGGGACGUCAUGCAGGAGAACUACGAGACGGGGACCUCGCUGGAGGGUGUUGGGAUGGUGAAUGAGAAGGAGAAUCCACAGCGGGAAGGUGGUGAGGACGUGGGUCUGCAGGGAAUGGUAUUGGGAAGAUCAGAGGGGAAUUGUUAUGAGAAUCGUAAACCAGGAAAAGCCUGUGGAAAUCAGCGCAGGUCAGAGAGGCUGCUGGGAUACGACCCAGGGAAGAAAAUCUGUGAACCCAUAAAUGAUGGUGGAGAUUGCAAGGACCUCAAGGAAACCACAGCCCAGCAGAGAAUGCCCAUAAAAGAGAGAAAAUACACAUGCACCAAGUGUGGGAAAAGCUUCUUUCAGAGGUCACAUCUUAUUUCCCAUCAGAGGAUCCACACUGGAGAGAAACCCUACAAGUGCCUUGUCUGUGCGAAAGGUUUCAGUCAGACCGCAAACCUUAUUUCCCACCAGAGGAUCCACACGGGAGAGAAACCCUAUAAAUGCCUUGACUGUGGGAAAGGUUUCAAUCAGGGUUCGCAUCUUAUUAGGCAUGAGAGAACCCACACGGGCGAGCAACCUUAUAAAUGCAUGUACUGUGGGAAAGGUUUCAUUCAGAGCUCACAUCUUAUUAGGCAUGAGAGUACCCACAGAGGUGAAAAACCCUAUAAAUGUAUGUACUGUGCGAAAAACUUCAUUCAGAGCUCAGAUCUUAUUAGGCAUGAGAGAACCCACACUGGUGAGAAAUCCUAUAAAUGUCUGGACUGUGGGAGAAGCUUUGUUCUGAGCUCAGAUCUUAUUUCACAUCAGAGUACCCACGCGGGAGAAAAAACCUAUAAGUGCCUGGACUGUGGGGAAUGUUUUAAUCAAAGCUCAUACCUUAUUUCACAUCAGAGAAUGCAUACAGGAGAGAAACCCUAUAACUGCCCUGAGUGUGGGAAAACAUUCAACAGGAACUCAAAUCUGAUUUCACAUCAGAGAACUCACACAGGAGAGAGACCGUAUAAGUGCCUGGACUGUGGGAAAAGGUUUAUUGACAAGACAGCCCUUAUUAAACAUCACAGAAUCCAUACAGGAGAGAGACCCUAUAAAUGCCUUGACUGUGGGAAAAGUUUCAAUCAGAGUUCACAUCUUAUUCGGCAUAAGAUAACCCACACGGGGGAGCAGCCCUAUAAAUGCCUGGAAUGUGGGAAAAGUUUUUUUCUGAGCUCAGAUCUUAUUAGGCAUGAGAGGACCCACAGAGGUGAAAAACCCUAUAAAUGUCUGGACUGUGGGAAAAGUUUUGUUCUGAGCUCAGUUCUUAUUUCACAUGAGAGGACGCACACAGGAGAGAAACCCUAUAAAUGCCUUAAGUGCGGGAAAAGAUUCAGCUGGAGCUCAAAUCUGAUUUCACAUCAAAGAACUCAUACAGGAGAGAGACCGUAUAAGUGCCUGGACUGUGGGAAAAGGUUUAUUAACAACUCAGCCCUUUGUAAACAUCAGAGAAUCCAUACAGGAGAGAGACCCUAUAAAUGCCUCGACUGUGGGAAAAGUUUCAGUUGGAGAUCAACUUAUAUCCGACAUCAGAGAAUCCACAUGGGAGAGAAAUCUUGAAUAUGGGAGAAGCUUCAGCUGGGGUCAGCUUGUAUCAGGCAUCAGCAAACCCAUACAGAGUAUAGACCUCUUAAAUAUCUUUAACAUGGAAAAUGCUUCAAGUGGAAUUGACAUUGGAGACUCCACACAGGAGAGAAAUUCUAUCAAUUCCAUCCCUAGGACUGGCCAUAGUGUCUUAAAAAAUAAAUCCAAUUGCCUUGAACAUAUCUUUGACUUCUUUCAUGCUAAGUCAGACUUGUGAGGGCUGCUGAUGAAAAUGUUGACAGGUUUCAGAGGGGUAGCCGUGUUAGUCUGUGUCAGCCAGAAUAACGAGGAGUCCUUGUGGCACCUUACAGACUAACAAAAGGACUCCUCGUUGUUUUUGAUGAAAAUGUUGCGGACUUGGAGGGGAGUUUCAGUGAAUCCUCGAUACUGUGCGAUCGUUCUGAACUUAAUUCCCGGAUUCCAUCUAUGGGAAAAGCAGCUUGUGGGCUUUUUCCUGCCCAGCUCAGGUUGUUUGCAGAUGGGAAUUUGAGUUUUCUCCUUUCGUUAGGAUGAUGUUAAAACUUUUGUAACUAACGUGCUCAUAUAAGAAGGCUACUUUCUGAGAUCUGUCAUUUAGCCAGUUCUCAAUCCAUUUAAUGUGUGCUUUAUUGAUAUUGCUAUUUUUUUAACCAGAAUGUGAUGCAGUAAAAUGCCUUAAAAAAGUUUUAAGUGUAUUCCAUCUACCCAGUUAUCUUUACCAACCAAAUGUUUAAUCUCCUCAAAGAAUGAAAUCAGAUUUGUUUGACAAGACCUAUUUUCUAUAAAGCAUAUUGACUGGCAUUAAUUAUGGUCCUAUUCUUUAAUUAAAUAUUAAUUAUAUCCCAAACUACCUUUUCCAUUAUUUUACCCAGGAUUGAUAUCAGGAUAAGUGGCCUAUAGUUAUCCAGGUCAUACCAUUUGCCUUUUUGGAAUUCUUCAGGAAUGUCCCUGUUAUUCCACGAUUUUUUAAAAAUUAAUAUCUUUGGGGCAAAGUUCUCCUCAGAAAGCUCUUUUAGAGCUGUGAGGUGGAAGUUAUCCAGGGCUAGCUGAUGGGAAAAUGUUUAUCCUUAGUAAAUGUUGUUGAACAUCCUCCUUAGUUACUAAUGGACUGGAAAGUAUUUCUUCAUCUUCAUGUGAUACAAGCACAUCAUUCUGUUUCUUUCCAAACACAGAACAGAAAUCUUUAUUAAACACUUCUGCCAUUUUUGCAUCCCUAUUAACAAUUUUACUAUCUCCGGAUAGUAAUGGGCCUAUACCAUUGUUAGGAUUUCUUUUGUUCCUAAUAUACUUUACCAACUCCUUCUUACUGCCCUCAGCCCUGCCAUCCAUGGGUUAUUCCCUGAUGUCUUUAGCUUCCCAUAUCAAUUUUCUACACUUCACAACUUCUAAUGUAUAUCAAUUGCUAUCUAUUUCCUCUUUUUUCCCUUCAUUCUGUGUUGCUUUUUUAUUUCUAAUUGCUGCCUUUACUUCACCAUGGAACCAGGAUGGGCUUUUAGUCAAAGUUGUCCUCUUUCUCAACUGUAGAAUCAUGUUGGGUUUUUGUUUGUUUGUUUGUUUGUGUUGUUGCCAUCUAAUAACUCUUCUUACAGAAAUCCCCAUUUUCAAUCACAUUUUUUCUAUCCAAUUUUUUCUUCCCAGUCAAUUUUGCUCAUAAUUUUCCUUAGCUUUGGGAAAUUUCUCUUUUUGAAGCACCAAGCAUAUAUAUAUAUAUGUUACUGGUUGGGACUAACCUUUGUUUGCCCAGAUUGAAUGUAAUCAGGUCAUGAUCACUGAUCCCUAGGCAAUCACCUACUUCCAGGCCAGUGGUUAUCUAUCGUGAGGUCCAAAAUAAUUACCUCAUUUGAGGGGCAAUAUCUUUUGUUUUAAAAAACUGCCAUUUAUAAUUUUUAGACAAUCUCAUGAUGUUUUACCCCUGGCUACAUGAAACCUCCAGCAUAUGUCUCCCAAACUGGAGUAAUCCAUAAUCAACACAAUUUUUCUUUCCAGAAAUUACAGACAGGUGCUUAUGGAGUAACUCCUCUAGUUUGAUUCAAUGGCCUAUCACAGACCCACACCAGGAUCUUCUCCUGGGCUUUGUAAGUUAGCACAUUGAGCCAUGCACCAACAUUCUGACCCAUACAGCAGUAUUGGCUCAACAGUUCUCUCAUAUGUGCUGAUUUUUAUAUUAAAAUGUUUUUGGCCCUGCAUACCUUGUGGAGUUGGAGUAUGAGGAAAGCUAAUGGGUGAAAAGAUAUUGACUGCAGAAAUGAGCUGGUUGAUGGGACUAUUGAGAGCUUCAAGACUGCAGAAAAUAAAAGAUGAAGUGGUAAGAAAAUGUGUAGGGCAAGAAAUAAUGCUUUUACAGAAGAUUAAAGAAAGACAACUUGCAACUGGGUCAAGAAUGGACCAGAAAUCACACAUGGCGCUUGUGACAGUCUGUAACCUAACGUUCACCCCUUUUACAAGACUCGGAUACAUUUUGUACAAAGUAUGCCUUGUGAGGUAUUAUUUGAAAACUCAUAAUUUGCUGAACAUUAUUGCCCUGGUAAAAUAUGUGUGGCAACAUUUUAUGUAAAGUUAUAAGAUUCUACUGUAUGACGUGACUGAGACAUGUUCCAAGUUUAGAAAAGCAGGCACAAACCAGUUCCUCAGAGGCAUAGGGCAAACUGAUGCUUUAGCCAGGUGUCAGUGAAAUCAAAUGGACUGUCACUUGGCUAAGCGGCCAUUCUUUGGUAGGAAAAAGGGUGUGAGUGAGAAAUUUAUAUCUUGGCUAAGAAACAGCUGGAGGUUCCCGUCCCCACAGAUUUUUUUCUGUCUCCUGAGCCCCAGCUGGAGUUCAUUCUCAAAGAGCAGAAAAAUGGAUAAGCGUCAGAACAGACACCCCAAGUGAUCUCCCCUUUCUGUCCACAGCAGCCACAACACCUGAAGAAAAGACACCACUUUGAAGUGGGGGAGGGGUCCUGGCUGAAAGGAUUCCAGCCAGCCAGACUGCUAAAGCAUGUGGUGAGAGAGAUUUUUUGCUUUACAUUCAUUUCACUUGUUAAGUUAGGUAAUAGUUGCGUUUUACCUUGUAUUUCUUUGUAACCAACUCUGACUUUUAUGCCUCGUUACUUGUAAUCAUUUAAAAUCUACCUUUCUGGAGUUAAUAAACCUUGUUUUAUUGUUGUAUCUAAACCAGUGUGUUUGGA
Molecule: messenger RNA, 5000 nt
Organism: Chelonia mydas (Green sea turtle)
Lineage: Eukaryota; Metazoa; Chordata; Testudines; Cheloniidae
Product: zinc finger protein 883
Exons: 3
Coding region: 265-1830 (521 amino acids)
Biological process (GO): regulation of transcription by RNA polymerase II
Molecular function (GO): DNA-binding transcription factor activity, RNA polymerase II-specific; RNA polymerase II cis-regulatory region sequence-specific DNA binding
Source: RefSeq, a predicted model, not a curated record